Messenger RNA from Anastrepha ludens (Mexican fruit fly), 4194 nucleotides. RefSeq names its product segmentation protein paired (gene prd). Gene Ontology annotation, biological process: anatomical structure development; regulation of transcription by RNA polymerase II. The record is from RefSeq and is a predicted model, not a curated record. NCBI's taxonomy places the organism in Eukaryota, Metazoa, Arthropoda, Insecta, Diptera, Tephritidae. The coding region runs from base 540 to 2366 and encodes 608 amino acids. The transcript has 3 exons. Gene Ontology annotation, molecular function: DNA-binding transcription factor activity, RNA polymerase II-specific; RNA polymerase II cis-regulatory region sequence-specific DNA binding.
CUUGAAGAAACUAUUCAGCUAUAUAUGUAUAUAGAGUAGCUACUGGUGAAAUCAACGCUGCCACCUAAAAUAACAGUGCUGCCGUUUGCAUGUUUAUGGUAACGAAAUACAUAGAUUUGUACAUGCAUCGGUUUGAGCACUCUAGCAACCUGCGUAGAGAGUUGAUGAUCUUGACAAAAGAUCGACGCGUUGGUUAGUGAUGAAGUUGCUACGAAACAGGCAACAGGACAUACGCAACGAAUUGGUUUCGUUUCGGAAAUGUAUAAUUAUUAUUCGCCCAUCAAUACAAUGGCAGUUUUUUUUGUUUUUGUGGAAUUUGUUCAUGUGCAUAUCAAAAAACCAAAUAAAUAAAUACUAAAUUAAAAAGUGUGCUUGGAUUUUGUUUCCAAAAACAAACAGUUAAUAAUAAUAUUAGUGCAAGACAAUUUGUGUGAAAAAAAGUUUUAACUAAAUGUUUAAAAUUGUUUUGGAAUUCUACCAACUAUUUAAGUGGAUAGAAAUUCCAAAAUUUAAAGACUUGAACUUGGAAGCUAAAAACAAUGACAAUAAAUGAAUUUGCCAUGCACAGGCCCUUCUUCAAUGGAUUUGCCACCUUGCAAGAUACGGGGCAAGGCCGCGUCAACCAAUUGGGUGGUCUCUUCAUAAAUGGGCGGCCGCUGCCCAACAACGUGCGUUUAAAGAUCGUGGAAAUGGCCGCUGAGGGUAUACGACCAUGCGUAAUUUCCCGACAGUUACGCGUUUCGCACGGAUGUGUUUCGAAAAUUCUAAAUCGCUACCAGGAGACCGGUUCGAUACGUCCGGGUGUUAUCGGUGGUUCUAAGCCGCGCAUCGCGACACCAGAAAUAGAGAAUCGCAUUGAAGAGUAUAAACGCCAAAAUCCCAGUAUUUUCUCUUGGGAAAUACGAGAUAAAUUGAUACGUGAUGGUAUAUGUGAUCGCACUACAGCACCUUCUGUCUCGGCUAUUUCUCGUUUGGUACGUGGACGCGAUGCAAAUGCCGAUGAUGAGGAGCAAAAGACUUGCUCCGGUUCGGAGCAUUCACAAAAAUUGUCCGGGGAGGACGUUUCUGAUUGCGAGAGUGAACCGGGUAUCGCUUUGAAGCGCAAGCAGCGUCGUAGUCGCACUACCUUCACCGCCAUGCAACUGGAGGAAUUGGAACGUGCUUUUGAGCGUACACAAUACCCAGACAUUUAUACGCGUGAGGAGUUGGCACAACGCACGAAUCUUUCCGAAGCACGCAUACAGGUGUGGUUCAGCAAUAGGCGUGCACGUUUACGAAAACAAAAUACUUCUGGCCCAUCAACGGGGGGCGACAGUGCUAAUGGCAUGGCCGGUGGCUAUGGGUCUAAUCAACUUCCACCCGUUGGUGCCGCAGGCAUGAUGCCGACAGUAUCUUCAGAGGCCACUGCAAUGGCUGCUGCGUAUCAGCAACAGAUGUAUGACUUCUAUGUCGGACAUUCCACAGCGCCUGCUUCAGGUACUGGUUCGAUAACGCCACCACAGCAAUUUUACAAUUCUACCUCUAGUUAUAGCUUGCCACAGCAUAACUUGCUAAGUGCCGGUCCAACUUUGUCAUCAGCGAGCAUAACUCAACACAGCAGUGAUAUUGGAGUACCAAUACAUUCGCAAUACCAAUCAAACUCACCGUUGAUGCGCCCAAAUCACUGCAACAACAACACCAUGAAUUCAUGCCAAAGCAAUAACGAUCAGAAUCCGGCUUACACAGCAGAAACGGCGGCGAACUCUAAUCAGGUGAUGCCACGCAAAGAGAGUCCAAAUGCAUCUACAUUCGGCGUCAACGGUAAUACUAAUAGCAUACAAAUACCUCCUACACCCAAUAACAUAACGACCGCCAUUGGCACUGAGCAGCAUAAUGUCAGCGCUGAUAAUAUGGGCAAUCCCUCCAAGGAAUUGCAAAAUAAAAUGCAAACGGAAACACAGCAAAUGCAGCAUCUUUAUGCCAGCUGGAAUGCAUCAAUCGCACAACAAUCAUCUUCGAAUGAUAACAUUGGCGCAACACGUCCCACAGCAUCACACUCGCCCGAAGAUUCGUUGAAUUCGAGCACCUCACAAGCGCCCGAAUUGGCAGCGCAUGUAUUCCACCUUCAUCAAGAUUUUACUCCACCUCAUUCUCAAUACACAUCGCCUUCCUUUCACAUGCAUCCACAUGCGCACCAUCAAGCUGCGCCAUAUGCCACAUCGCAUUUAGGUUUUCAUCACAACUCGACGGUCGGCAAUAUGGGCUCCGCGACAGGUGGCAGCUCAUCCCACUUUAUGCAGCAGAAUUUCGGGAGCACAGGAUUUAGCUCGUCCCCAAAAAUGAACUACCCCACGGUGCCGCAGCCAUUAUAUCAUUCCUGGUACUAAGUUAUAAUUGAAAUUUUCGGAUUUAGUAAUGGAUACAUACAGUACGCAGCAACGAGUCAAAUCGCACCAUCAACUUUUUCUAUUCUUGUCAACGAUCAGUUGUUAAGGCCUAGUGAAACGAUCACCAAUAUUAAAUUCAAGAGCAGCUCCCACAGCCUUCAUGAUUAGAAACUUGGUCGGGCGAGGAACAGGGCUUAAGAGCCAUUCUGGAAGAGUUUCUUAUCGAAAUAUUCGCGUUGAAAAUAACAUAGGAGCUGGUUCCGUUAUUUUUUAUGGACUAUUAUGAGGCUAUUUAAAGGAUAAAGAAUUCUUUAAUACGAGGGCGGAUCAAUAAGUCCGUGACUUUUUGUAUUUCUGACCUCUUUACUGGAAAAGAAAUACUGCUCCUGUCAACAGGCAUCUGCCAGUUGACUCCUGUCAAAAUUUGAUCGUGCUGCGUCAGUUAGUUUGUGUUUUGCAGCUACCUUUAUCAGACUACCCAGUAAUUCACAGUCGACCACAAACGCAAUCGUGUAACAACUUCAGAGGAAGGUUUGGCGUUGUUUAAUCGCAAUAUGGAGGAGUUUUUUGCGCCGUUUUGUAACCGUGGACGAAACAUGGAUCCAUCACCACACACCAGAGACCAAACAACAGUCGAAGCAGUGGGUUUCUAAGGGUGAAUCGGCUUAAUAAGCACACGAAAUUCAGUUUUUUCCAUUUUCUCCUCAAAUUACUGGGUAGUCUGAUGAAGGUAGCUGUAAAACACAAACUAACUGACGCAACACGUUCAAAUUUUGACAGGAGUCAACUGACAGAUGCCUGUUGACAGGAGCAGUAUUUCUUUUUCAGUAAAGAGGUCAGAAAUACAAAAAGUCACGGACUUAUUGAUCCGCCCUCGAAUUUUCUGUACAUAUCGAUAAGUUUACAAUUAAAAAAAUCUGUUCAAAAAACUAGCACAGGAAACUAUCAACGUUUAAGUAUCUUUUUGGUACCUUAAGUACCUUUAAGUUUUCAGGUAUUGUUUAUGUAAUAUAGUUUCAUAAGUGAGCCUUUGUCUGAAAAAAACAACAAAUCUUUCUAGCAAAGUGUUAGACCGAUGCAACACGCGGUAGCACUUAUUCAAGAUUUUAAUUUUCGUGACAUUUAAUUUUCAGGUGACAAUAACUGCGCGAUACUGUUGACAAAUUCACGCACUUUAUUUAACAGUUCUCAGUCUUCUUUUACACUUGACCUGCAGAACAUAGGAAAUUUAGCGAAUUAGGGGGAAAGCAACAAAUCAAAAUAUUCACUUAAUUGAUAUGUUGUAAAGUAAAACCAUGAUGCAAAGAAUAAUGAGAUGGCGUCCAUCGUGGUCCCGUUACUUUGCGCUCAGCGAAUUUGACAACUAGUUACGUGAUUUUAGCUCCAGUAUGGCCAGAUUACCAUUUUCGUAACUUGAUUUAGCAUUUUUUUUUGUUAAUUUUAUUAUUUUUUGUCUCGGAGUUUUAGUUCUUUCUUCAUGACAUUUUUCUAGCUGUUCUAAUUAAAAUGUCAUGUUUAUAAUUUUGUGAAAUAUACAUUUUUUAAUAAUUAUUUAAAUAAUUCACUCAGUUUUAUUUAGCUUUACUUUUUUUUAACAUCUGGUGGCAUUGCCCGCGAUUGCCGGUGUUGUUGGUGUUCUUCUGCUUUCGGCAGUCAAAUCUCUCUCUCGCUACUGCAGAGUUGCCUAGCUUUGGAUAUAAAAACGCACUAAAUGCCCAUUUAAAGAAAAUAAAACACGAAAUUUUUAUUGUGUUAAGUAAGAACUUUGUAUGCGUGACAAAUUGUCUGUAGAAUGUGCGUUUUUUUUAAAUAAAUGUGUUAUGCUUAU